UCGAAACGAAGCGCCUUCGCAGCGCUCGCCACUUUCCUCUCCUACGAGGUCGCGGAGGAUUGUUUUCUCGUAACAAUCGAUCGGUUCUACACUCGUGGCCUUGAUCGAUACCGUGAUCCCUCUUCCUCUCGGACGUCCUGUCCCAUUCGGGCGACCGGUGCCGGUAAAUCGUGUAACGGUGGUGCGGAUGCUUCUGUACUCGAUGGUGGUUGGUGAAGACAGCUGCAGGAAACGCUUCAGGGGACCUGUUCUCUUCUCUUGAAGUUCCGUCGCAGUCCUGAGGGAUCUAGGAUCAUGGCAUCGUACAGGAGCUACGGUGAUGUAGGAGCAUAUAGAAGCAGAACCGGCGUCGGCAUCGCUAGCACAUUCGGUAGGAAUGCUUCCGGUGGAAGUAACCUGCCAAGCUGUAGAAGCAGUUAUUCCGGAGUCGGAUCGAGUUCUGCUCGAGCUAUUGCCAAGGAACGGGCGCUUGCUGGUUUUGGAGGCACUUUUCUUAAAAAAGAUAAAUUCGAGGAAAAACCGGCAUUCAAAUAUUCAUGCACUAAAGACACCGAUAAAAGUCGAUUGCAUCCCGGAAGAUCGUCGUCUGAAGACGUGAGGGCGAAAAGUCCGCUAUCUGAUAGUAGGUCGUCUCUCCUUGAGAAGUACUCGUUCUCAGCUGGCAAAACAUCGGAGAGGCCGUCUUCCGUGUUGGACAGAUAUAACCGACCGGCUUCGCGGGAAAAGAGCAGAGAGCCCGAAGGAAUAUCGAGGUACGGAUCCAGCACAUAUCCCGGAUCGAGUUUCGCCCGAAGUUACGGCAACGAUGGUAGAAUCGAAAAGAAGGACCAUCCGCCAGUCUCCUACAGAGGAUUACGUUCCAAUUCCGGAAAAACAUCGCGCGAGCCCAGUCCGGAAGUCAGUGUCGGAAAAACGAAUUCCUACAGGGUCUAUUCAAGAGCGCCGUCUUACGGUCGUUCAGCUGCUUCGCCUAGCACGUCCGAAUCGAGCUCGGCUACAAUCUCGACGAGAUUUGGCUCGACAGCUGGCUCGCGAUUUCUUUCAUCGCGAAGUGGCAACGAACGAGUGUCCACAAGUGUAAACUAUCCCGCAGGAGGAAGAUUUCGAAAUUUGAACAGUAAAUCGACUAAUCAGAAAGAAGAAGAAGAAGAAGAAGAAGAAGAGUCAAGGCUUACUGUAAAAUCUGACAAAGAUGGUCACCACGAGUUGUCAAAAAUUACAAACCGAGUAGAAGAGAACGAAACUAACAAUAAACUUCCGGACAACGAGUUUGUGACGCUAACGGUGGUGACAAGAAGUACUUCACCGACACCUCCAGCUUCUUCGUCUUAUGUCAGAAACAGGCGAGCGGAGAUCAAUGUUGUUCAUCAAAAAGAAGUGAUUAGAUUUCGAAAAUUGCCGAAUACUGUGGAUGAAGAGGUACAGUGUGAUCAAAUGGAAGAAACAUCAAGAUUCUCGAGGUAUGGCAGCAAUAGAGUAUCUGGUGCACCCUGGUCGACGUACUUGGAUAAAUACUCAGGUGCAUCAUCAGCUGGAAGUCCAUCUAUAUAUUCGUCCAGAGGAUUUACUAAUGCGAGCUCUUCUAGUAGACUUAACAACUUCGCGUAUACGAGAACGAAUGAAGCAUCAGCAACUACGAAAAGUGAAUCUUCUGCCAGAGAAAUUUGUGGUUCUGAUACUAAAAGUCAAAAUGAGAAACUUCUCGGUUUGAAUUGCACAACAACUAACGACGAGACAGCGUCCAAUGACUCGAAGACAUCGUCAAGCGGUCAAGAUAUUCAUUGCGUAAAUAAAGAAGACAGAAUUCACGGUAGCGAACGAUGUUGCUGUGGUGCACGAAAGAUUGAAACACACGGAAACAGUAAUUUAAGUAAUUUAAGAAGCUCCAAUCAGAAUCUUGCAUUUUAUCGCAGAGAAGAUUCAACGCAGGAUACGCAGAAUGCAUCGAGAUGUGACGAUUAUAACCAAAGAAGACCGUUCAUUCCGCGACUGGAACGUACUUCUUCAAAGAAUGAUGUAAAAAUUCCUAAAUGUUCUUCAAAGACUGAAAUAACAUCAUCGAAAUCCGAUGCAUACAGCGAAAGAAGAGGAUCCACUCCGAAAUCGGAUGCCAGCUCCUCUUCUAGAACCGGAGAGUCUCUUCGAAUUGUCGAAGGGCAUUGUCAAGACCAAAAUGAAGAAACUAUUUCUCAAAAGCGUGAUGUUUCGCAAAGAAAAGAUUCGACAUCGAGCGGUUCUUCGCAAAGUCGCUCGGCAUCAACAUCGCAGACUCGGAACGUAUCGACGAAGAAUACGCCGCGUCAAAUGACGCGAACCGGCUCGUCAGACGGAUCUUCUGUAAGCAUGCCAAUUGGCAGAUCGAAAUCAUCGUCCGCUAGUUCGGUGACGAGUCAGGGUAUAAAAAUAAAAACGACAACGCCGCCAUCGUCCGGGAAAUCAUCGGCCGGUUCGAUCCUGCCGUCAGUGAAUCUACGACAAGGCGGUUCGCCGGACGCGCGCGGCAAACCACCUGUGCCGAAAAAUGAUACUACGACCGCCGCCACGCCGAAGUGUACCGUGGCAACGAAGUACGUGAACAAGGACUUCCGCAAGUCGACCUUGAACAUGGAGAACGGUGACUUGUGCUCCAAGUACGCGAGAAGAAAGAAAAGUCAAAGAAACAUUUCUGUCAGCGCUCAGGAUUUCGAAACGGCAUCGGAACGGCAUGUUCCCCAAGCAGUUUCUUCGGGAUCCUUCACCUCAACGAAGUCCGGUCGAUCGAGGUUCAGGACUCCGUCGGGAGAAUCGAAGCCAAUGCUUGGGAGGAACGGCUCGAAUAGUUCACCGAAAUGGGAAGAAACGAAAAGCGGGUCAAAGUCACCUUGCGGAACAAAAAAGAGGCCAUCUGGGACAUUCAGUUCCAGCAAUAGUCAGUCGACCUCUGCGAAUUCCUCCAGCAGCGAGGAUGAUGACGAUCGUACGGACAAGACGGGUUCGAGACGGAGAAGAAAGAGAACGUUAGAAUCGCCCGCGCGCGAAGUAAAAGGUAAAAUCAGUGCGGGAUCGUCGAGGACGAGCGUAUUGGCGUCGUCGGCCGAUGAUAUGUCAAUGAUGACGGAGAAACCACCUAGGCCACCCUCUAGUCCAAGAUCUAAGAGUGAUCGUUCCGCGAAGACGGAAGAGGCCAAGUCCUUCCUGAUGAGAGCGCUGGCGCCAAUGACGAAUUUCUUUAAGAACAAGAAUCAAGAUUCCGAUGAUACAAGUAAAUCAGAUGGUUGGGUUGACUCCUUUGAGGAAAACCACGAAGCCAGUAACAAGUCAGGACAGCCGCUAUCAUCUUCGAGAUCAGUCAGUCAGAAUCUGUCAAAAGGUCCUAGUUUCAGUAAUUCUCAGAGAAGCGACGGAAUAAGGGGAAAUAAUAUAAAGAUUCAGCGUCAGUCUUCGGACGAAAAACCAUGGUGGUUGGAUCCAAAUUCCGAUAACAUUCCCGAGGGGAUUCAAAGGGCUAGUCCAUGGAAUAAUGAUGUUAGUCAGGAAACAACAAUCAGCACAGCCUUACCGGAUGAUGGUAAAAUUUGGCGACAAGGAUCAGAAGAAUAUGCCUGGUGGUUGGACGACGUUGCAGCGGAAGAAGCGAAAAAAUCACCCUCGCCGGUAUCCCCUAUUUCGAGACGGGGCUCCAGUCGAGGCAGUAUUCGAUCAGUUGAUCGACGAAAUCGCAUCAGGCAUCAGCAGUCCGGCGAACGAGCGUGGUGGAUGAGUGACGACCCCGAGAACGUUCCGGAGGGCAUCGAGGUCAUCCCGGUGGCGUCUGCCGAUAGUCAAAGUACCGACAACCCUGUCGAUAACGAGAGCCUUUACUCUUCGAAGCCGCUUAAGAAAAUCCGACAUGUCGAAUCCGGGGAGAAGGCAUGGUGGAUGGACAGCUCCUCCAACGUUCCUGACGGGGUCGUCAGAAUUCCCGUGGAAAUUCCCAACAGCACUUCCGACUCCUCCGAGUCAUACGAGAAGAUCGAUAUCGGCGUUAACCCUGAACCUGAGACGUGUGUCAAGAGAAGCCUCUCUAGAUUUCCUAUCGAAUUUCCGCCGCCACCAUCCGAGCCCUUGGGAGAUCGUGCUAGUCCAGAAGGGGUAGAGAAUCCACCUGAUCCGCCGGACAAUUAUGGACGAAAAUCUCCUUACGACAAUGUGAAACCGGCACCCCGAAGAUUGCCACCCCGGAAACGACCUUCUACGUUGCCGUUAUUUAUUGGCGAGGAUACUGACAUCGAUCACGUGCUCGGUGAUACAGCUGUUCUGUGCCACAGCCCUGUUCUCUCCCGUAUUCAUAAACAGGAACGCGUCGAAGAGGACUCUUCCGAAGACAAUUCAGAGUGUGAAGAAAUAGAUGCAACUCAGGUCAUUAUUCAUGAUAGCACGCCAAAAACACCAGUAAUUCAACGAAGAAAUCGGUAUGUUUUAUAA
Temnothorax curvispinosus is the source of this 4443-nucleotide messenger RNA. Its product is annotated as PHD finger protein rhinoceros-like. Bases 295 to 4443 code for a protein of 1382 amino acids. Lineage: Eukaryota; Metazoa; Arthropoda; Insecta; Hymenoptera; Formicidae. The record is from RefSeq and is a predicted model, not a curated record. The transcript has 8 exons.